AUGAAAGUGAGAGCUUUAGAUGCGCCGAUGCCCUUCGAUUUUGAACAUAAAGCUACGAGGAUCUUGGCGAAACGGAAGCAGCUCACUAUAGGCAUCAUCGGAUUUGGCAACUUUGGGCAGUUCCUGGCAGAAAGGCUCGUCCAAGCAGGCCACACGGUCUUGGCCACGUCCAGGACAGAUUACAGAGAGGUAGCAGCGGGAAUGGGGGUUGCAUUCUUCACAGACAUAAAUGACUUCUGUGAAGAGCAUCCAGAAGUGGUCAUCUUUGCGUCUUCCAUCCUCUCGAUGGGAUCAGUGCUUGGAGGCCUGCCAGUGCAGCGGCUGAAGCGCAAUACUCUCUUUGUGGAUGUCUUGUCGGUGAAAGAGUUCCCGAAGCGCCUGAUGCUCUCCACGCUACCUUCUGAGGUGGACAUCUUGUGUACGCAUCCCAUGUUUGGGCCAGACAGCGGCAAGCACAGCUGGCAGGGCCUCACCCUGAUGUAUGAGAGAGUGAGGGUAGCAGGUUCGGCUGAUCGGCAGAAGCGAGCUGCUAAUCUUUUGAGGUUCUUUGAGACGGAGGGAUGCCGGAUGGUGGAGAUGAGCUGCGAGGAGCACGACCGCAUAGCAGCGAGCACGCAGUUCAUAACGCACACAGUCGGCCGCAUCCUGGGCAGCAUGCACCUGAUGCCCACCGCCAUCGACACUCGGGGGUUCCAGUCGCUGCUCAACCUCGUGGACAACACCACCAAUGACUCCUUCGACCUCUACUACGGCCUCUUCAUGUACAAUGCGAAUGCGACAGAGGAGUUGGAGCGGUUGGAGCAUGCAUUUGACAGUGUGAAGAAGCAGCUUUUCAGGAGGCUGCAUGAUGUGGCCAGGGAGCAGCUGUUCCAGCAGGCGCCUGCUGCUGCUCCAGAGCGCCUCCUGCUCAAAGCUGGCAGGAGCCCUCAAGCUGAGGCCGGUCAAAACAGCAGCAAUGGGGGAAGCCAAAGUCAAAGAGAACAUGCAGAGAGCACCCCUUUAAUUUGA
Molecule: messenger RNA, 1008 nt
Organism: Coccomyxa subellipsoidea C-169
Lineage: Eukaryota; Viridiplantae; Chlorophyta; Trebouxiophyceae; Coccomyxaceae
Exons: 5
Coding region: 1-1008 (335 amino acids)
Biological process (GO): L-tyrosine biosynthetic process
Molecular function (GO): prephenate dehydrogenase (NAD+) activity; arogenate dehydrogenase (NADP+) activity; prephenate dehydrogenase (NADP+) activity
Source: RefSeq, a predicted model, not a curated record